Mesoplodon densirostris (Blainville's beaked whale) is the source of this 1425-nucleotide messenger RNA. It is a transcript of the gene AP3S1, whose product is annotated as adaptor related protein complex 3 subunit sigma 1. The coding region runs from base 255 to 836 and encodes 193 amino acids. Lineage: Eukaryota; Metazoa; Chordata; Mammalia; Artiodactyla; Ziphiidae. Gene Ontology annotation, biological process: Golgi to vacuole transport; intracellular protein transport. The record is from RefSeq and is a predicted model, not a curated record. The transcript is spliced from 6 exons. Gene Ontology annotation, cellular component: membrane coat; intracellular membrane-bounded organelle; AP-3 adaptor complex.
AGCCGCCGGGAGCGCAAGAGCCCCUAUGCUUCGAGCUCCGGCCUGGAGCUGUUUCCGCUUCCCUCCGCGCCGACCCCGCCCAGGCCCCGCCCUAUCCAAGUCCUGCCCCGCAGCUCCGGGGCGCGCGCGCGCGCGCGCGCGUGUGUGCGGGAGGGGGCGGGUGGGGAAGGAUCGCCAGCGAGAUCCCGAGGCGAGGCUCGCGCGCCCGCCCCCGCCCUGGCCCCCAGCUCCCACCCGGUCGGCCCGGCUCAGCCAUGAUCAAGGCGAUCCUCAUCUUUAACAACCACGGGAAGCCGCGGCUCUCCAAGUUCUACCAGCCCUACAGUGAAGAUACACAACAGCAAAUCAUCAGGGAGACAUUCCAUUUGGUAUCUAAGAGAGAUGAAAAUGUUUGUAAUUUCCUAGAAGGAGGAUUAUUAAUUGGAGGAUCUGACAACAAACUGAUUUAUAGACAUUAUGCAACAUUAUAUUUUGUCUUCUGUGUGGAUUCUUCAGAAAGUGAACUUGGCAUUUUAGAUCUAAUUCAAGUAUUUGUGGAAACAUUAGACAAGUGUUUUGAAAACGUCUGUGAACUGGAUUUAAUUUUCCAUGUAGACAAGGUUCACAAUAUUCUUGCGGAAAUGGUGAUGGGGGGAAUGGUAUUGGAGACCAACAUGAAUGAGAUUGUUACACAAAUUGAUGCACAAAAUAAACUGGAGAAAUCUGAGGCUGGCUUAGCGGGAGCUCCAGCCCGUGCUGUAUCAGCUGUAAAGAAUAUGAAUCUUCCUGAGAUCCCAAGAAAUAUUAACAUUGGUGACAUCAGUAUAAAAGUGCCAAACCUGCCCUCUUUUAAAUAAAAAAUUUAAAAGGCCACUCCCAGGUAAAAUCCGGGGGAAAUGUCAUCUAAGUUUACCAUGCAGUUGUUUACCAAAAAUAGAGGAGGAGAGUCUUAACUUUUGCUCUUGGAUUUAAGUCAAGGUACUGUAUAGAAGUUAUGUAAAAUCAGUAUGGAAGUUCAUUGUUGCUUUUCUUGCUCAGUGAUUUUGAAGAAAUUGAGUAGUUACAGUGUGAUUUUUUUCUUUAUUUUCUAAACUGCAUUCCUAUGGCCACCUAAGGCAUGCCUCUAUGUAUUGGCUACUACAGUAUUUUGAAAAGUGUUUGGGACAUUUCUUUAAAUUAUGUAUAACCCAAAAUGUUGGUGUUUUGUAUGGAUCACAAAUACAGCAUUCCUUAAUUCUCUCUGUUAUUUGUCAGAAUUGUUAUUUAAAGAGUGAAGUAUGUAUUGCAUGAAAACAUUAUGACCUUUUUCUCUUAGUUUAAAUAAACUCCAAGGUAACUGGACUUCUAAAGCACCGUUCUGUUUGCCUGGUAUCUACUUUAGCAAUAAUUUUUUUUACGACCCCCUGACUCAACGAAGUAAAUAAAAGUAUAUUUUAUCACUGUUAA